CGGAGCAUAUUGCGCUAGAAUUUAAAUCUGUUGCGAUUAAUUUAAGUCAGCACCUGAUCACAGGAAAAUGUGUGCUGGAAGAGUUGUUAUUCUUAUUUGUGGAUUGGGAUUUUUGUGUUUCGUUAAAAGCGCCACGGCUCAGUAUUAUGAUUCAUACCGGGAUUUGGAGACAGCGUGCAACGAAAGCCUCACAGUAGUCUGCCCAUAUAUGUACACCGGCAGAGCGGGAACCUUUCGUUACUACUAUAUCGGCAAUCUGCCUGCCGGACGUUGCUCGUUUAACGUAACGUUAGACUCGAACUGCGGAACAUCGGCGAGUAACCAGUUUGCGUUUUAUUUCAAUAUCAGGAAAUUUAUUCUGCCAUCCGAGGACACCCUGACAAUUUACCAAACCCGUGAUUCCGUAAUGGGAAACUCGUCCACCAUGAUCAAGAAAUUAACCGGCUACCUCGCCCAGUCAUAUAACCCUACGUCCGUCGCGCAAGCCAGGACAGCAUUUUCUAGACAGCCGUCUUUCACGUUCGAGUACUUCCGCAGCUCAUCUCCGUACAGCGGCCUUCAUGAAGCGUACAUUGACUUCGUUAUCGUAGAAAGCACUUCUCACAUACGCAACGCCUUUUGCGCUGCGCUUGGGGGAUAUGUGCACGAUGACUUCAUCUGUGAUAAGGACGGUUUGACUGAUCGUGUUAACUGUCCGUCCAGUUUCAGUCCCUCCAUAACGGGACGGAAUCCGGCGCUUUGGCGACAAUGCCAGACCGCAUCGACAACACCGUAUUACUGGGAUCGGUCGACGCGCUACUGGAACAACAAUAAUAAUUAUGAUUACGAAGAUGACCUGAGUGCUGGAGCUAUUACGGGCAUCACUGUGGGAGUUGUCUUCUUUGUGAUCCUGAUCAUAUAUAGCCUUUGCUUCCUCUGCCUGCUCUUCUAAUCGAAGGACAGCCCCUAGCCGACCCAUCGUUUUGACUUCAACAGGCGGCAACGUCAACACCAGCCGUCCGGUUGUGGUGGGCAACCAAACAUUCGCUGAGUUGCAUUCGUCGUAUGUGGCAACCCCAGUACUUACUGGGCCGGCUCCACCCUUUAUGGGUGCACCGCCGUCCUAUGAGGAAGUCACUGCCUCGUCGCCCCAAGUUACUCUUACAAUGCCACAGGCUACAGUGCCAAAAUACUGACCCUCGCAAUGCGGCUGCAUGCCGAUGCUUAAUGAAGCGAUCUCUCAUAAAAUUCCUCAGGUGCUAUUUCAGCCUUAAAUAUCUUUUUGUUUAUAAAAAUUAUGUCACAGUUUCAUGUGAACAUGUAGACUUGAACGUGGGCUUGCGGUGUACUGCAGUAAUGCGCAUGUUACUGCACGACAGCGGUGAAAACAAAGAUUGCUAGUAAAGCCCGCGCAAACUGCGGAGAACCAACCAGCGAUGGAUUACUACAAACUUACAAAAAAUAAAACCCG
This is a messenger RNA of Paramacrobiotus metropolitanus, 1450 nucleotides long. RefSeq lists its product as uncharacterized. The transcript is spliced from 5 exons. The record is from RefSeq and is a predicted model, not a curated record. NCBI's taxonomy places the organism in Eukaryota, Metazoa, Tardigrada, Eutardigrada, Parachela, Macrobiotidae. Bases 68 to 931 code for a protein of 287 amino acids.